Sardina pilchardus (European sardine) is the source of this 3344-nucleotide messenger RNA. RefSeq names its product PI-PLC X domain-containing protein 1. The transcript has 7 exons. Bases 364 to 1311 code for a protein of 315 amino acids. The record is from RefSeq and is a predicted model, not a curated record. Gene Ontology annotation, biological process: lipid metabolic process. Gene Ontology annotation, molecular function: phosphoric diester hydrolase activity. NCBI's taxonomy places the organism in Eukaryota, Metazoa, Chordata, Actinopteri, Clupeiformes, Clupeidae.
UUGUGGGGAAAAAAAGCUUGUGUAGGUAUUUUUUCCCUGUUGUUUCUCCUUAGGCUACUGCCUGACUCUCUCUUGCUUCACUCUGAUUUGUACAUCAAUCAGUGUGGGUAGGUUGGGUCUGAUGGGAAGUUAUUACUAGUCAUUUACGAGACCUUUUCAGAUAGUCCCUAACUUUCCAGAUGAUUUGUCAUCAUAACGACGGGUCACGAGAAUGUCUUGCUUUUUCUCGUAUUGCCUGCAUGCAGUUUUCCGGUUGCGGGAAGCGUUGCUCCACUGCCGAUAAAUAACUUCAGCUCGAAUGUCGCCUAAUCGUGGAACUGCACUGCACAGGGAGUUCAGGUAUCGCCCUAAUGAACUGAAUACAUGGAGAGGGGCUCCAACAUGCCAGACGAGACGAACUGUGCGGAUUGGAUGUCACAUCUUCCAGACAAACUCUGGAAGGUACCGUUAUGGAACCUCGCCAUCCCAGGUAGUCAUGACACAAUGACCUAUCAUCUGGAUGACCGUUCACCCGUUGUACAAUCUGCAUCUUGUCUUUUGAGAAUGCUAGACCACUGCUUCCCCUGUUUCAUACGCCCUUAUGUGAAGAGGUGGGCCACAACCCAGACAUGGGACAUUUCAGAUCAGCUUGACGCGGGGAUUCGGUUCCUGGAUCUGAGGGUCGCUCAUAAGAGACAAGAUGACAACGAUCAUUUCUAUUUUGCCCAUGGAAUCUACUCUAAGCAGACUUUGAAGGACACCGUCACAAAUGUGGCACAAUGGCUACGAGAGCAUCCUAAGGAGGUGGUGAUCAUUGCAUGCUCAGCAUUCGAUGACAUGAAUAAAGAAGAACACCUGGAACUUAUUAAUUUCCUGAAAAGACGAUUUGAGAAGAAGCUGUGCCCCAAGACAGAAACCCCCUCCCUCAGUUUGUGCUGGGAAUAUGGCUAUCAGGUGAUCCUCUCAUAUGACAACCCGGCUGCAGAAAAAUACACUGACUUCUGGCCGAUGAUUGAUUACUGGUGGGCCAAUACACCUGACCCGAAGGAUCUCAUCUUAUUUCUUGAGGGGCAGAAGGAAGACGGAAGGCCAAAAGAGUCAUUUUUUGUGGCUGGAAUGAACCUCACAGAAGAUUUACGAUAUAUUGUGCAGCAUCCUUGCCAAACUAUGAGGAGUAUGACUUUGAGAGCCUAUAACUUUUUACUCGACUGGGUAAAGAAGCAGCAUCCGGGUCCAAGUAAAAGAAGUCUUAACAUCAUCUGUGCAGAUUUUGUGGCAGACAAUGAGUUUGUUCAUAUUGUGAUUGCACUUAACAAACAAAUUCUCAGUUGAUCUGCGUUGGUUUGAUAUGCAGCAAAUUCAUUUCAUUGAGCAUAUAAUUUGCACAACUGUUUCCAUGUCCCAGAGCUGUCAGUUAUUCUAAAAGGCUGUUUUUGAGGUUCCCCUCUCCUCCAUGCUCACCAAGGAGAAUGGGCGUCAUGGCUUGGUCCAAAUCGCUUUGUGUUUUUCCAUUUUCAAAACCAGGGGCCUGUUGCACAAAAGCAGAAUUAAGACAUCCGGGAUAAGUUACUGAUCCGCGAUCACUGAAUCCUAAACAAGAGCAUACCGGCUGAAUUGGUUGCACAAAGACCAAUCCAGGAUGAGCAGACACGGAUUCAUCAAGCCAGGUGUAAGUUAUCCGGUGUAUGUGCGCGUUCUCGUUUCUCCCCCAAUAACUCGCGGUUGGAAUAAAAAAGACGCGAAAAAUAGCGUCUUGCACACAAAGUAAACAACCGCUUUUGAUAUAGACUAACAACGAGGUAAAGUUUUACUUUUUUGGAUGGGGGAUCAUGAUUAUUUCUGUUACAUAGCGGGAGUAGGUGUGGCAGAUCAACUGAAUGCAAAUUUACGUAUGCACCCACGUGUGUGAGAGCUUCCUUGUCUCGGCACGCAACGUCAUUAGGAAGCGCUUUGCCACCGCAAAGAUGCACAACGUAUCUUAAUUUGUCUUAAAAGCCGAAUUAGUUCAAAACACCUUCGAAAAAUGUCCCCUCCACUUCCAAUCAACUACUACAGCAGCCUAUUCAUCAAACAUCUGUCAAAAAAGAAGCAAACAACGAGUAGGCUAUGUUAUUAAUUAUAAGGCCACCAUAAUUUAAAUGACAUCCAUAUGGUAUUAGGCAGACAUUCUGCUGUGUUUUGCGAGUAAAUGCAUGUUGCAAAUAAUAUAUAAAUGGAAUCUACAGCUCUUUAAAAAAAAAUCACGUGGAGGUCUCAUUUGAAUGACAGCUAGCUGAACCAAUCAGAUAAUGUAAUUACCAUUAGAAUCAACUUAUCUUGGCUGUGAGCCUGGUCAGGAGCAGGCUAGCUCCACAGAAUAAAUCGCCAUGGUAACUUAUACCAUAACAUAUCCUGCUGCCCCCUAUCCCGCUUUUGUGCAACUGGAUCACGGAUAAAUUGAGCCAGGAUAACCAAGAUAUCCCGGGUUAAUCCCUUAUCCUAGUUUUGUGCAAUAGGCCCCAGGACUGUGUAGAAGCGCCCGCUGAAUCACUUUGAGUCAUGUUUGGUAACGUGCUUUUAGUGCGUCUGCGUCCAUGUGUUGCCUGGUUAAUAUUGCAGGCUACGUAUUUAAACUGUUCGAACUUUAUUGACGGUCCCUACAGUUCAGUGUUUACUUCUUCUUCCUUCCGGAUUCUCAGGUUUUACGUGUUUUUGCGGAUAUGUGUUCAAAGAUAGUAGCCUAACGCUGUAGCCAUUUCUUGAAGUGAAGAGACAUUCAGGGUCGGCCUCUCUGUGUAUUAUGAAUAAGGUAUUAAAUCACCACAACCCAGAGUUUCCGAGUUUUGCCAGAUAGGCUAAUGCAAAUUGUCUUUAGCCUGCGUGGUGGCAAGCCACGUUUUUUAACGUUAUCGAGAAAACAACGCCAUCAAGGGGAAGAUGAACUGCAGAAAGUCUUGCAGAGAAGUCGCAGUUGUAAAUGUGUAAGCAGUUCUGUCAAACAUUUCCGUUGUCUGCGUAUUAUCACUUCUAUAUUGCUAUCACAGCUAUACACAUUAAUGUAUUUAUGGUGUUAAAUCUGGUCUUUAUUUGUGUUUCAACAUGUGAAAGGGCGUCUAAGAUUAGGUGCCUCCUUUCUUUUCACACACUAAGGUGCUUAACUCUCUACUUAAGUGAUUAUCUUGUCCAGUGCUUCCACCCACCACUUGGUCCUCCUAUUUGUUUUGGUGUUCCUGCAUGUGGUAAAUAAACAUAGCCUAUCCAUAUAGGCCUACAUCCAAAAACAGGUAGUCUAGGCUAUCAGUCAUGGUUGUCAUUUUAGUCUUUUUUAGAAUUGUGUAAACUCAUGAUUGUUUUGAAAGAAAAAAUAAAGCUUUUCUAUUCUCUAA